Messenger RNA from Halichondria panicea, 3151 nucleotides. Its product is annotated as importin-13-like. Gene Ontology annotation, cellular component: cytoplasm. Gene Ontology annotation, molecular function: small GTPase binding. The transcript is spliced from 27 exons. The record is from RefSeq and is a predicted model, not a curated record. NCBI's taxonomy places the organism in Eukaryota, Metazoa, Porifera, Demospongiae, Suberitida, Halichondriidae. Bases 457 to 2964 code for a protein of 835 amino acids. Gene Ontology annotation, biological process: protein import into nucleus.
GUAGAUUGUAGUAUUUUAUUUCAGGAGAGUACUAACUUGCCUUUGUAUUGUGAUUCUGGGCUACUAAUGAUACUAAUUUAUCUCACUUUAUACCAUGUGAUGGCGGCUUGAUUAUGAGACGCAACAGCGUAGAGUAGUGAACGCACUCUACCAGCUGUACAGUGACCCUGAUCCUGUGAAGAAGGUAACGGCCGAUCGUUGGCUACAAGAAAUACAACGAAGCACUCAGGCGUGGAGCAUAGCCUGGGCGCUGCUGGAACAACAGACGAUACAGCUGCUAUUGAUUGCUGCAUGUCGUAAUUGGAUUACUUACAGAGUAUAGAGGUUCAAAACUUUGGAGCACUGACACUUACUUCAAAAAUAACAAAGCAAUGGGCUGAGUUGCCUAGAGACCAAUACGGUGCUGUUCAACAAGAGCUUUUCAAAUCCAUCGCUAAAUUUUCUCUUGGUCCUAAAAUGGUGUUAAUCCAGCUUUGCCGAGCAUUGGUGGGUGUGGCUUUCAAUACGAUGCCUGAUUUAUGGCCCAACACAGUCGUCAGCUGUGUUCAAAGUCUACGCAGUGCUACACAGGUUGUCACGGGUGCUGAUUUCACUUCAGCAACACUUCAGUUUUUAACGAUACUGCCGGAGGAGUUUCAGCGGACUAUUGACAAUGUGACUGCGCAAAGGAGAGGGAUUAUUAGAAGAGAAAUAUGCAGUGGAUUACAGAGUGUACUCUCACUGCUCGAAGAGAUGCUGACAAAUGCUCGAGAUAACUCUGCGAAAAUCGAUGCUAUGCACUGCUGCAGCAGCUGGGUUCAGUUUGGGCUCCCUUUGCCCGAAGUUGACUCUCUCAUCGACCACCUGUUUGCUUGUCUCCUUGUCCCCGAGUUAUUGGAGACGGCCUCAGACACUUUACAAGAGAUGCUCUCCCAUGACGACUCAUUCAAAUAUCCAAUUUCUCUGCGCAAGUUUCUUCAAAGAUUGCUCCAAAUUAAAGAUUUUAUCAGUCUCAAAGUGGAGGAAAAUGAUGUGGAUGUGUGUAUGAGCUUGGCACAGCUGGUGCAAAACGCAGCCAGUGCUAACCUGAAUGUGCUUGUGGGCGUGGCAGAUGAGGAUGGGGAAGAGGCAGAUCUCUGUAUGGGCGUGGUCCAGCUCCUCUUGGAGUUCACUUGUGUGUCUGGCAACUAUCCUGUGGAUGAGCUGUGUUCUGAAGUGUCCCUCACCUUCUGGUCCAACUUCAUGGACCACAUUGCUUCAGAUGAUCCAGACAGGAGCAGGUUUCUCUCUGGGUUCUAUGGAUCCAUUAUCCGCUCUCUCCUUGAGGUGUUUCCAGAUAAGGCGCAAUACCCACUGGAGAAAGAGUGGCAAGACGACUGGAUAGAGGAGGACCGUGACAACUUCACAAAGUACAGAGAGGAUCUGUGUGACGUGGGGGAGUGUAUUCAGAGGACUAUGCACAUGGAGUACAUACAGCACCUCUCCACCCUCUUGUCGUCGUUGCUUGCCUCCUCGCAACCCCCCUCCUGGCAGUCAAUUGAAGCGAUCCUGUACCUCCUGCAAGGUGUCUCCUCCCACCUCCAUCAGCACAGCUCCCCUCAUCUGCAGUCAGUCAUCUCUCUCUUCCCUAGAAUGCCCCUCCAUCCCAUACUAGUGAAGACUGCUCUAACACUGUUAGGCUGUCUGUCCAGCUGGUUCAAGGACCAUGUGGACCUCUUACAAGCCGUUCUCCCCAUGAUCCUUGAUGCGCUGAGUCAGCCAUCUCUUGCACCCAAUGCUGCGUUGGCCUUCAGGGAUGUGUGUGGAGAGUGUGCAGCUGAGCUAGCCCCAGUGGUGCUCCAGAUUGUGCCAGUCUGCAAGACUGCUCUCUCCAACCCGGACCUUGACUCUCGAGAUUGUGUGCGACUGAUAUCAGCUAUCGGCAGCGUCCUCUCGUCAAUGUCUGCCAAGGACCUCCUCUCUCCCCUCGAGUCCCUCGUCCAGUCACGGGUUGAGAGUUUACAAGCCCUAGCGAUGACGGACGUAUCGCCAUUGACAAAGGGACAGGUGGAGAAGGAGCUCGUUAUACUAUCGUCACUUUGUCAUCAUAUUUACCCCACACUGCAGAGUGGAGAAGAACACCCUGUUGUUCUUCUGCUGAUUCAGCUGUUUCCUUCCUUGCAAGCCCUCGUCAGUAAAUGGUGCACUGACCACGACAUUGUAGAGAGCAUUUGUAUCUGUUUCAACCGAGGCAUGCGUACUGUAGGGGAGCAGUAUGUCCCCCUGCUGGAGGGCACCGUGGAAAUAGUUGUGCAAUGUUACGCCGCAGUACAUCACUCAAAGCUUCUGGACACGGCCACACAGAUAGUGGAGGUGUUUGGUAAGGAGGGCUCAUGCUCACAGAUCAUCGGCACUCUGGUGGCACAGCUGCACUCCACCUCAGUACAGGUCUUCCAGGGAGGUAUAGCGGAACACCCGGACACUGUACAGGCGUACCUCGGCCUCAUGACGGCUGUUGUGAAGGUCUGCUCCUAUUUGUUUGUAAACUCAGAGAGCAUCGCUAAUAACCUCUUUGAAAUCAGUCUGACCACCCUCCAAUUACCCGAGCAGCCCACAGUAACAGCCUCAUCUUCUUUCUUUGUUGCCUUCAUCUCCCUAUUCCCUUCCAACGAGGCGGUUAACCAAACCCUCUCCCUCAACGGCCGAACACUAGUGCAGUACAUCCUACAAGCCAUAGCGUGGGCGGCCCCUCGAUCCUAUCUCAGGAUGCUUGCCGACAUUUUGUCAGCUCUCAGUAGCAGCUGUACCUCCCAGCUGUCACAGUGGCUCGAGGAUCUCCUCUCUCAAGAUGGCUACCCGUCCACCCACCUCACCAUUGUGGAGAAACAACAGUUCAAGUCCACCAUGCUGAAGAACAACAAGAAAUUGAUAAAAGACAAAGUGAACGAGUUCUCUCUGAUGUGCAGAGGUUAUCAUGGAACACUGUAUGCAGCGGAGACCUCCUAGUGGGUGUGGUCUAUAUUCUUUUUAAUAUGACUUACGUAUUGUGUGUUGUGCACUCCUAAUUUUCACAAGUCUAUAAUUAUUAUUUCACAAUCACUAAUUUGUUGUGUACAAUCAGACAAUUGUUGUCAUGGACACAGCAGAACCAGUUUUUACGAGAACAACUAUACGUAUAUUAUAGUGAUCACAA